Molecule: messenger RNA, 1314 nt
Organism: Limanda limanda (common dab)
Lineage: Eukaryota; Metazoa; Chordata; Actinopteri; Pleuronectiformes; Pleuronectidae
Gene: bicdl2
Product: BICD family like cargo adaptor 2
Exons: 9
Coding region: 1-1314 (437 amino acids)
Biological process (GO): vesicle transport along microtubule; Golgi to secretory granule transport
Source: RefSeq, a predicted model, not a curated record
AUGUUCACCCCGAGAAAAAGCAGUCUGCCCUCCCCCAGCAUGGAGGACUCCUUCUUCCCUCUGUCCUCAUCUUCCUCAAUGUCUCUCUCCUUUGCGCUCCCUUCAUCUACCUCCUCUCCUGGCUGUCUCGAUGGCACAGGUGAGAUAGAGACGGAUCUGAUCCUGGCUGCGGAGUUGGGCCAGGCCUUACUGGAGAAGAAUGAGGAGCUUGCAGCCUCUCUGGAGCAGAGGGAGAGGGAGAUGGAGGUUUUACAGCAGGAGAAGCAUGUUCUUCAGAGGAGGCUGGAGAUGAAUGAAAUGGACUCUGGACAGAAAGAGGCAGAGCUGACGGCGGAUUUGUUCUCCCUGAGGGCCGAGGUGGAGCGCCAUCACAGCCAUGGAAGAGACCGCAGGAGAGACGAGAGUGAGCAACUGACUCAGUUGGCCAAUCACAACCAGCGAUUGGUGGAGCAGCUGGCAGAGGCGGUAACACUGGAGCAUUCCUUGCGGAUUGAGCUUCGUUCCCUCAGGGAAGAGAUGGAAGAAUCGUCUUUCAGCAGAAAUAUCAGCUUCUCACAGAUACAGAAUAUUCAAGCAGAGAAUCGAGUUUUGCUGGAGCGGCUGUCGUACAUGGAGGCACAACUCAAAGCCUCGCAGGAGGACGGCGAAAGACUCCGAGUGGAGAGAGAGGGACAGAGAGAGAGAAUAUCUGACCUGCAGAUGAAACUGAAGGACAAAGAGGCAGAGAUAGAGCAGGAGCAGGGCGUGGUGUUUGAGUUGCGUACCUUGAAUCGCUCUCUGCAGCAAAAAGCUCUGGGCCAGGGAGAGGACAGCUUCCUGGACAGUACUCACACACAACCUCUGUCUCUGCUUAGUGAGAUUCGGCAAUCACAGGCUAAAGAUGCUCUUCUAGCUCAUUCCACAGUCCUGCAAGCAAGAGACGAAGAGAUACAGACACUCAAAGAGGAGCUACAGUCUAAGCGAGAAGAGCUGGAGACUUUGAGGGAAGAAGUCAAGCAGUUCGGAGGCAGUAAAGAUAAGCCGAGCUAUAGUUCCUUGGAGAGUGAGUUGGUCACAGUGCGCCAGGAGAAAGAAUCCCUUACACAGCAGCUUCUCAACACCAUCAAACAAAAGGUGGCGCUGUCUCAGGAGCUGGAAGCCUGGCAGGAGGACAUGCGGUUGGUGAUCAAUCAGCAGGUGCAGCAACAGGAGGAGACGAGAGAGAGGAACAAAGAGCAGGAGAGAGAAAAGACAGUGGGACUCCAGAGAAGCAAAUCUCUGCGAGUGAAGGGAGAGGCGGGGAAGAGAUUCUUCUCCUUUUUCAAAGACAAAUAA